Molecule: messenger RNA, 1515 nt
Organism: Ordospora colligata OC4
Lineage: Eukaryota; Fungi; Microsporidia; Ordosporidae
Exons: 1
Coding region: 1-1515 (504 amino acids)
Source: RefSeq, a predicted model, not a curated record
AUGAGACUUGCUGUAUAUGCAUUCACAUGGCUUUUCAUGGUUACUUCAAUCACAUGCAGUGUAAUCAAACUUGUGCCCUCAAAUGCUUUGCAUAUAAAAGGCAGGCCUUUGGCAACAUACUUCUCAGCUGUUAAGGUUGUUCCUGUGCCAAACAAUACAUUACUCCAGACAUCAUCUGUAAGUGUAAAGCCUGUAUCAAACACAGCAGCAGUCAUUAGCAACAUUCCACGAUUUUCAUCACCAGUGGUUGUCAAGCAGAUGCCUCAAAAUAUCUCUAAUUCACAAGCAAGUACUUCGAAUACAUACAAUGUUGUACAAUCUCCAGCUUUACAUAUGAAUACGUAUGCACAACACACACAACCCGUAGCAGUGACACAUCAUCUAGUAACAGCACAACCUGUACAACCUGCUGCAAUAGUCAAACCAUAUGAUGUACCUGUACUUGCUCAGCGAUCUAUACAACCUGUACAACAUUUAAUAACAGCACAACCUAUACAACCUGCUGCAAUAGUCAAACCAUAUGAUGUACCUGUACUUGCUCAGCGAUCUAUACAACCUGUACAACAUUUAAUAACAGCACAACCUAUACAACCUGUAGUAGUAACACAACCUAUAUAUAAACCACAGCAACCUAUUAUGCAACUUGUUUUUCAGCCAUACACACAGACAACAUCUGCUACACAUCCACUGAAUAACCAGAACUCUAGAAUGUUUAUGAGUCCAAUUAGAGUGGCUGUCGAUCAAAGCUCACUAGUUCCCAUGAUGAAUGGAUUUAAUAUGGUCAAAGCAAUAAGCAAAAGCGUCGGAGUAAUCUGCAAUAUGCUCAAAACUAUCAGCACCAGAAAACCACAGAUAAACACACAACCACAGUACUUUGCACCAACCAUUCCAAGCACUACAUACGUACAACCAUCUGCCAUAACCGUCACAAAAACAAUCUCCAUGGUUCCAACUCAACCUCAAACACUCAUCCCUGCAUACACAGCAUCUGUAGUACAGCCAUCUACCGUGAUCAAGUAUGUUGCACAACCUGCAAGUACUGAACCAAAGAUUCUACAGGGAUGGAUCACACGUAAGGUUCUCUGCAAUACCGUAGUUGCAAGAUGCAUCGUUCAAAAUGAAAUGCAGACAAAUGAACGCACAAAUGACCAGACAGAUGAUGUAAAGCAGCAAUACACAACAAACAAUAAUGAAGAUGAUGUAAAUGCUAAAACGAAUGUAUCUGAAAACACUCAAGAUACUGCUAAUAAUCCAAAUGAAAAAGAAAGUGAUGAAUCCACUUCAAGUGAGGAAUCUUCUGAUUCAUCAUCAUCUGAUACAUCAGAUAGAUCUGUGGAUGACUGUACAGAGAGACAAUCAAAACCUCCAUAUGUUUUAAAAGGUAGUGAAAAUGAUCAAACAGACAAUGAAUAUCAAUAUCAAUCAUCACCAAGCAUAGGCAAUGCGAUUUCAUACAACAGCAUAGGCACAGGUGAUAAUCAAGAUCAGAUUGUGUAUCUAAGUGAUCUGAUAUAA